AUGCAAUCCUGGAUACGAUCGCCACAAUUACAAGCGUAUAAAUUCGUGCCGUAUAGAGCAAUCAGCCAAACUUCGAUUCUUCUACAACAAUUGAAUAAAAAGACGAGCCAUAAAAUGGAAGCAAAAGAAGUCCACCCGAUUAGAUCGAAUGAGGAAAGGCAAGACGUGUCAAAGAAACUGGAUAUUUCACCGAAGGUCGUGACCAAGGAGCAACUAUUAGCAAAAGCAACCAACAUGUAUUCCAGAUUUAAAAUACGUCUUAAAUGGCUUUUGAAAAAAUCAAACCGGCCUUUCAAUACCGAUGACUACUCGGCAUUUUUUUCCUGGAUAGUUGUAGGGAACGUGUUUUUGUUCUUUGUUGCAACAACUACAUUCUUUUCCCUCGUGAUCUUUACCGCCAACACUGUGUUUGCGCAGGAGUUUGUGGCCAGAAAAUUUGGAGAACUAAUUACAAAGAAUUCAAAUAUCACAGUUACUUUUGAAAGCGCCAUAGUCCCAGGCUGGUCGGAUGGAAAGAUUAGUUUCCGAAAGUGCUUUGUCAGUAGAAGGCCAAAGAAGAUUGAAAAGUUCAUCAAAGGAUCACAGCAGGAGGAAUACGAGAAAAGUUUACUCGUGAGUGAUACAGGCGUAGUUGCUGAUGAGGAAGAUAUAUUUGAAGACGACGGAAACUAUACGCAAUUUGAUCUAACGAUAGAAGAGGUCAAUAUUUCAUUGUCGUUUAAUAAAUGGGUCAACGGUACAGGAAUGAUCGAGACUUUGGAUAUGAAGGGAGUUAGAGGAGUGGUGGACCGGACACACGUGCGUUGGGACCCAGAUGAUGAUGCUACAAAUUACAAAAAUGUGUACCAACCGGGCGAUUUCGAAUUCGAGGAGUUCAAAAUGGAGGAUGUGCUAUUCGAAUUGAAACAGCCGAAUGGAUUUAGGCCGUUUGAUGUUUCGAUAUAUAAUUGCGAGUUGUCGAAAUUGAGAAAACACUGGUUGUUUUACGAUUUUUUGAAUGCCGAGGUCAUGAGUGGCUCUUAUGACAAUUCGUUGUUCACUGUACAUAAAAAGCAAAGGCUAAGCGAUUUUUCAUUCAAUGAUGAAGGAAGAGAGAGCCCACCGAGCAAAUGGAAAAGAAUAACAUGCCUACGGGUUGAUGCGCUAAACAUUGAUCAUUUGAAUAGGGGCCUAGAAGGUCCAUUUGGUUGGAUUACAGAUGGUAAGGUGGAUAUGGUUGGUGAAAUCAUGGUGCCUCGAGAGGAUAACAACGAGAUAGGUGUAAAAGAAAUUGUAAAUAUGAUCACCGAGUCGAUUACAAAAGAAGCUACGAGGUAUAAGAACCCAGAAGUUCAAUCAAAACACCCAGAUAUGCAUACCCGUUUAACCCACGACGAUUACACCGACAUUUCAAAAUACUUUGUUUUAGAUCUAACUAUAAGGCUAAACAACGUGAGAGCAACGGUACCGUUUAAAGCACCCGAAUUAUCGUACAUUAACUAUGCACUUAUUAGACCAAUUGUGGCGUAUAUCAACUCCAAAAACACAUUCAUUGAGAUCCACAACAGAGUGGUGAAAAACAUACAAGACUUUGACGGUUCCUGGACGGUUUAUGAUUCGCUUCUUAUGGACGACAUAUCUGAGGAGGUGUAUGACAAUUUCGUCGACUACGUUGCUGAUGAGGAAGCGAGGUUGAUAAGGAUGAAAAGGGUAGGAUUUUGGUCGCUUCAGUUAUUUCUACAGUUGGUCCUCGUUGGGUUGGGUACAUUGGCUUGA
This is a messenger RNA of Lodderomyces margitis, 1755 nucleotides long. RefSeq lists its product as uncharacterized. Gene Ontology annotation, cellular component: mitochondrial inner membrane. NCBI's taxonomy places the organism in Eukaryota, Fungi, Ascomycota, Pichiomycetes, Serinales, Debaryomycetaceae. The transcript has a single exon. The coding region runs from base 1 to 1755 and encodes 584 amino acids. The record is from RefSeq and is a predicted model, not a curated record. Gene Ontology annotation, biological process: mitochondrion inheritance.